AUGGAUAUACUACUCUCACUACCCAUCGUAUCCUACUUCCUGGCACCGGCGAUGACUUCCUGGACCACUUCACUUAACCUGCUCUUCUUCUACAUGACCUGGACUACCCUCGUCCUCUCACAUGGUCCUCUUAAGAUCGAGCUCCUGGGCACUCUGGCCCUGCGCGUCUUUCUCUGGCUCUUCCCCUCUCUCCUUUUCCUCCUCUUCGACACUCUUCUCCCGUCUUUGUCAGAGUCUAUCAAGACGGCAGGCGCCGCAGCGCUACCACCAACGAACGGUCCUUUUCUGCUCAAGACGCUGCUCCUCGCGCUCGUCAACCUCGUUCUCGCCGCUGGCCUCGAGGGUGGAGUCAGCGUGGCUUGGGCCUCCUACUUCCACGAACCUCUCUUCCGGGCCUCGACAGCUCUACCUCUUCCGUUCCAGCUCGUAAAACACAUCGCUCUCCUCAUCGCCGCCCGCGAAGUUCUCACCUUUUACAUCCACACGCGCAUCCUUCACAGCCGCGGCCGCCGCUUCACGAGCACUCGCAUCGGCAAGCUUCACACGUCUUAUGCCCACUCCCGCGCCGCGCCGCCCUUCUCUCUCAUGGCAUACGCUGACCACCCCAUCCCCUUCCUACUUCACCGCAUCGUUCCAAUUUUCGUCCCGGCGUUGGCUCUUCGUCCGCAUCUCCUCACGUACUUCCUCUUCGUCGGGUUCUGUACAGCAGAAGAGACGCUCGCCAUGUCUGGGUACAGCAUUGUGCCAGGUAUCAUAAUGGGUGGCAUCACGCGGCGGACUGCGAUCCACUACGCCGGCAAGGGUGAAGGCAACUACGGUGCCUGGGGCGUCAUGGACUGGGCUCAUGGCACGAGCAGCGGGCAGGACGUCAUUGAUGACAUGAAAGCCGAAGCAGAGAAGCACCGCCUCAAGGAACGUGGAGAGAAUGCAGCAAAUCACGGUGCCAAUUUUCUGCAGGAUGGUAUCCAAGAGCUGAAGAAGGGUCGCGGCCGCAAGGGAAAGAAGAAGGCUACUGAGUAA
Molecule: messenger RNA, 1020 nt
Organism: Colletotrichum siamense
Lineage: Eukaryota; Fungi; Ascomycota; Sordariomycetes; Glomerellales; Glomerellaceae
Exons: 1
Coding region: 1-1020 (339 amino acids)
Biological process (GO): ergosterol biosynthetic process
Molecular function (GO): C-4 methylsterol oxidase activity; iron ion binding
Source: RefSeq, a predicted model, not a curated record